This is a messenger RNA of Postia placenta MAD-698-R-SB12, 1218 nucleotides long. RefSeq lists its product as hypothetical. The record is from RefSeq and is a predicted model, not a curated record. Lineage: Eukaryota; Fungi; Basidiomycota; Agaricomycetes; Polyporales; Adustoporiaceae. The coding region runs from base 1 to 1218 and encodes 405 amino acids. The transcript has 6 exons.
AUGGCACCUCUCACCCGACGUCUCCCUCAGUUUCCCAUCCUCAGACUGUCAUUUGGGUCCUUCAGCUCACGCUUUCUCAAGUAUAUCGUGUUCCUACUUUUUCUUGUCAACAUACGCUCCUGGCCACUAUCCUGGCAUUUCCGUAUAUUCCAGCCCAUUUUCGCACUCCGCCUGCGAUUGCAACUGUACCGCCUAAGCGUCCUCUGGAAGCCCAAAUAUGUCAGGGAUAGGGCAAAGGCAAGAUGGCUCUGUGCCUUGUCUCCGGUAGGAGAGAAUCCAUUAAAUUUCACUGUCGCGUGGAGAGGUUGGGCAACCCCAGAUGACUGCGACUUUAACAUGCAUUUAAGCAAUUCAUGCUAUGCUAAGAGCUUCGACUGGGCACGACUUGCCUACAUAUUGAAGGCCUUCCCCGCAUUUUUCCGUACUGGGGGCUGGAUGGCUCUUGGCGGCACGCACUACAACUUCCUCCGCGAAAUCCGGAUCCUGUCCCGGUACGAGGUCCGCGUCAGCAUCGCAGCAUGGGACCACAAGUGGAUCUACAUAGUGGCGCGCUACGUGUCCAAGCCCAAGCCAAAGGGCAAAUCCCAAUCACGGAGGGACUCGCACUCUCAGUCCGACCUCGAGAUCCGCCUCCCGCCCACGCCGCCCGAGCGGGACGCCAGGGCCCGCAAGGUGCCCAUCCCGCUCCUGCACACGCCCGCAAAGCCCGACGACAAGUGCGACGCAUACCUGCCGCCGUCACCUGUCUCGCCCACGUACCCACUCGGCGCCUCCACGUUGCCCGCAGACGCAUCCUGCGACGACAAGCCAGACUCGCGCGUGAUCGCGGCGGCCCUCCGCACGCAGGCGCGCGUGCACGAGGAGCCCGACGGGGCGACGCUGCACUGCGUCGCGGUCUCCGCGCUGUGCUUCAAGAUCGGGCGCAUCACGGUCCCGCCCGCGCUCGUGCUCGCGUGCGACGGAUUCUGCGACAGCGCGAGCAAGACCUACUCGCAUGCGCAGCCGCCACCGUUCUGGCCCCAUGUGCAGCGCUUGCGCGGGAGCGAGCUUGACCUGGGCGCGCUGCGCGCGUUCUUCACAGGCGGAUGGCGCGAGGUGCCGGAGCGCGAGCGCUGGUGGGAGCAAGCGUUUGGCGGCGAGUUCGAGGAGCGCAGACAAGCGGGCAUGGAGGUCGUUGGUGCGUUGCGGAAAGGUAUGGAGGGCGUGCAGGGUUUGUGA